AUGGGGUGGUCGAAGUCGACGCGCAUCAAGGUGAUGCUCGUCAUCGACGUCAUGUUCUUCGUCCUGGAGCUCACUGUCGGCUUCAUGGUUGGGUCACUGGCGCUGAUGGCAGAUGCCUUUCAUAUGUUAAACGAUAUCAUCUCACUGCUCGUCGGUCUAUGGGCCGUCUCUGUAGCGGCAAAGGCAACCACCAACAGAUUCUCAUACGGAUGGGUUCGUGCCGAAAUUCUGGGUGCGUUCUUCAACGCUGUCUUCCUCAUCGCCCUUUGCGUUUCUAUCGUACUCGAAGCCAUUUCACGACUCGUUGAUCCACCUGAUAUCGAAAACCCUCAACUCAUCCUUGUUGUGGGCUGCAUGGGAUUGGCGUCAAACUUGGUUGGCUUUGUCGUUCUUGGUGGACACGGACAUUCGCAUGGGCCUGGGGAUCACGACCAUGACCACGCCCACGACCAUGGCGACGGACACUCGCAUACACACGAAGCAGAUGUUAGCACGGCAGAGGAGGGACGCGCCGGCUACCGGGACCUGGCAUCGCCCAUCAACGAGCAGCCUCCUGCUUUGAUCCCUGAAUCUCCGGGUGGAAACAUUCGAUUUUCAACUGAUAGUCAUUCUCGCCAAGGUUCUCGUUCCGGGCACAAGAAACGUCUUCAGGCUGCCCGGCAGCACGGCCGUUUGAGUAUAGACGAUAUCAGCAUCCACCCCGCCAGUUUCCGACAGGAGAUCAUCGCCGCUACCAAACCCCCGGUCGAUGAUGGAUCCAGCAGCGACAGUAAUACUGAGGAUGAAAGUGCGCUCCUUGACGGGCCUGCUCAGGAGGAGCAGCCAUUGCUUGAGCAAAGCGGAGAUGCUGUGAUUCCGGAAGAGGCGGAACCUGCGCAUACUCAUGGGAAACGGUCUAGGCGCAACUCGGUCGUUCACAUUUCGCAUAAUCACAACAAGCCAAGGAAGCCUGGAAAGAAGCACGGCCACAGUCACGCCGAUAUGGGAAUGGACGCCAUGGUUCUUCACGUACUGGGAGAUGCGCUUGGAAAUGUGGGUGUCAUUGCGACCGCGCUCAUCAUUUGGUUGACAGACUGGAGCGGCAAGAGAUACGCUGAUCCAGCGGUUUCUCUAUUCAUCACGCUCAUCAUUCUCAAAUCGGCCAUUCCUCUCACCAAGGCGACCUCCAAGGUUCUUCUUCAGGCCACGCCAGAAAACAUCGACCUGCAAGAAGUCAAGGAGGAUAUCCAGUGUCUUCCCGGGGUUGUCAGCUGCCACCACGUCCAUAUCUGGCAGCUCUCUGAUACCAAGAUCGUGGCCUCGAUGCAUAUCAAGGUCGCCUUCCCUCUCUCCGAGGCUGGUGGCGCGAGAUACAUGGAGGUGGCUAAGAUGGCUAGGAAAUGCUUGCACGCCUACGGUAUUCACAGCGCUACGAUCCAACCAGAGUUCUGUUUGGAUGAGGGGCAUGACCACGAAUCGGUGGUGAAUAUGGGGUUGGAUGGCUCAACAGUUAUCGCGGCGCCAAGGUGUGGAGAGCUAGAGGAGGAGGAUGCGUGCCUCCUGGACUGUGUUGAUGACUGUGUUGGGAAGGGGUGCUGCAACACUUCUGCAGCUGGAUCACGGCCAGAAAGCAGCCAUUCUCACUCACACUCGGAUCACGAUCACAGCCAUGAUCACGGCCAUGAACAUCGCCAUUAG
Messenger RNA from Podospora anserina S mat+, 1677 nucleotides. RefSeq lists its product as uncharacterized. Gene Ontology annotation, cellular component: membrane. Gene Ontology annotation, molecular function: zinc ion transmembrane transporter activity. The record is from RefSeq and is a predicted model, not a curated record. Bases 1 to 1677 code for a protein of 558 amino acids. Gene Ontology annotation, biological process: intracellular zinc ion homeostasis; zinc ion transmembrane transport. The transcript has 3 exons. Lineage: Eukaryota; Fungi; Ascomycota; Sordariomycetes; Sordariales; Podosporaceae.